AUGCAGGAUCUGGUAUAUCUACCAGAGGAUAGCCAAGUGGUGUCCAAAUCAACCGACCUCGAGUAUCCAGAGCAACAGCAGCAGCCCGAGAUUGAAAAUGCCAAUUCAGAAGAAAUUAGAAGUCCCUAUAGCAUUCCUCUAUCAGCGUUGACGAGCAGCGCUUCGUCAAGUCAAGAAGACGAAAGUACAGGAGUGUCUGAAACACUUGAUUCUUUGAUUUAUGAACAGGGCUUCUCGAUAGCAAAAGGGCAUCCACAUGAAACUGCGAGCGACGUGACCAUUGUGGCGGCCAAAGCAAAACCAGAAUAUACGGGAUGGAUUUCAGAGUUCUGCGAGGAAUACCAAUGCACAUCCUAUAUAUACUCUUUGGACGAAAAGCCCGAAGAAGGUUUCAUGGUUCCUUAUGCGAGGAAAGGCCAUGAAGCCAGCGCCUACCUAAGUUAUAUUAUCGACUAUUACGACGAGCUCCGACCGUACACAAUUUUUAUCCAUGGUCGUCCAGAGCAGUGGCACAAUGAUGUUGGAGGCCCUAGUACUAAAAAUGUACUCGCUAAUCUUCGAUACGAAGCUGUUAGCAUCAACGGAUAUGUGAAUUUGCGCUGUACCAACAGGCCGGGAUGCCCCAGCACAAUCUUUCAAGCAUUUCCUGUUAUGGUCGACUUUGACUAUCAAUACUUGAUUGAUCAAUUACCCCAAAUAUUCAAUGAUCUCCUUGGGAUUGAUCCAAGUGAUGUCCCGUCCGAUAUUGGACAUCAAUGCUGUGCGCAAUUUGCUGUGACCAAGGAGAAAAUCCAAGAGAGGCCUCGAAGCGAUUAUAUUCGAAUCCUAGAAUGGAUCGCCACUACAGAUAUGACCGACAAUUAUGGUAUUGGAUGGCUUAUUGAAAAGCUAUGGCACGUCAUUUUUGGAAUGCCGGCAGUUCACUGCGUCGCUGAAAAUAAAUGCCGCUGUGAUCUGUACGGGUGGUGUGGACCCAACCCUCUCACUAACAACGAAGUUUUGACCCCGAUUUCAUGA
This is a messenger RNA of Penicillium angulare, 1017 nucleotides long. Its product is annotated as DUF3431 domain-containing protein. The record is from RefSeq and is a predicted model, not a curated record. NCBI's taxonomy places the organism in Eukaryota, Fungi, Ascomycota, Eurotiomycetes, Eurotiales, Aspergillaceae. The coding region runs from base 1 to 1017 and encodes 338 amino acids. The transcript has 4 exons.